AAAAUAUUCAACUUUUUGUUGUGCCGUCCCCAUGGGAGAUUUUUUUCGUUGGGCAAAACGAACACACAACAACCGCACACGUGGCGGCCCGAAAACACGAAAGACGCACGCAAGCACCAUGGGGAAGCCUCAGGGACGGUCCAACAAGAAGACGUUCGGCCCGCGCGGAGCCGAUGGCCGAGCGGUUUCGAAGAAACCGAGGCCGACGCAGCAACAUGAUCUUCCAUCUCCAGGCGCUGGCGGUGCUCUCUCGGGUGGCCAUGAUGGCGCGAUUUUGAUGGACGUGGACGAAGAGGAAGGUACGGCGGCAGCAGACGAGGACGUCAACGACGAGGACUGGGGCGAUGAGGAUCCCAGCGGUGCACACAGCAGUGGUGGAGGUCAGUCGAUAUUGAGCGCGUUGGCGGCUUCGCAAGAAUGCCGAACCUUCUCCGUCAGGAGGGCGAAAAGGACAUUCAAGAAGUGGAAGCAGGAAAAGGAGAAGAAGCGGGCCAUGGAGCAGGAGGGAGAGGAAAAAGAGGCCGAGAACGAUGCGUAG
Messenger RNA from Ectocarpus sp. CCAP 1310/34, 538 nucleotides. The record is from the annotation of a GenBank genome assembly. NCBI's taxonomy places the organism in Eukaryota, Phaeophyceae, Ectocarpales, Ectocarpaceae.